AUUAAUGUGCGGUGCUGUAAAAUGCUGCACAGCAAAACGAUUAAGGUAGCGCAGUGAGACAGAAAACUCGGAAUAACAACUUGAAAAACGUUUCUGUCCUGCAGGAAAAACAAAAUGAAGGAACUAGUGUCAAACAGUACAACCAAUAUAUCUCAAGCCAGGAAAGCUGUGGAGCAAUUAAAAAUGGAAGCAUACAUGGAUAGGAUGAAGGUAUCCAAGGCUGCAGCAGAUUUAUUGGCAUAUUGUGAUGCUCAUAUUGGAGAAGAUCCCCUUAUUAUUCCAGUGCCUGCAUCUGAAAAUCCCUUUAGGGAGAAGAAACUCUUUUGUACUAUCCUUUGAGUCACUUUUCAAUUAAAAAUGUCUUCUGCUAAAAUUUGGUAUCAGUGUUGCAUGCUUUUAGUUUUAGCAUUUUUUUUUUCUUCAGAUAUCAAUGCGUUAGCCUAUAACUACAAUAUUUUUAGAAGGUAGUGCAUUUUCUGGUAAAAAAAUAAAAAAAAAAUCCUAAAAAAUUCAAGGUAAUCUUUGUCUUUCAGACCAAUGUACAAGUUUAAUUUCAGUUCUUCAUAAAGAUUCUUUUGCUCUUAAUGAAAGUAUUGAGUACAGUAUCAAAUUGUAGAUAUCUUUGCCAGUCAUAGAUUUUUCUGAGACCUAAAUGAGUCAUACCAAUUCUUGAAGCUAUUUUUAAUGUUCUUAUUUUCUUUGGAAGGUGAAUUUAAUUCAUUUGCCUUUACAAAUUUAUAUCUAAAAAGUGUAGUGUGACCUUUCCUCAAGUAGCACUAUUUAGGAAAAAAUCCCAGUGAUUUACGAUGUUUGGAAUGAUCAGUCUUAUACAGUAAGUGGUGUUUAUAAAUAUGUUUUGUGAAGACUGUGAUAAACUUGACUACAAAAACAAUCUUAGUAAAGCAACGUUGUAACUACAAGCAAAAUGAAGAUGUAUAGCUACACACCAGGACUGCAUCAAUAAAA
Messenger RNA from Gymnogyps californianus (California condor), 966 nucleotides. It is a transcript of the gene GNG4, whose product is annotated as G protein subunit gamma 4. Bases 115 to 339 code for a protein of 74 amino acids. The transcript has 3 exons. Gene Ontology annotation, cellular component: heterotrimeric G-protein complex. Gene Ontology annotation, molecular function: G-protein beta-subunit binding. Lineage: Eukaryota; Metazoa; Chordata; Aves; Accipitriformes; Cathartidae. Gene Ontology annotation, biological process: G protein-coupled receptor signaling pathway. The record is from RefSeq and is a predicted model, not a curated record.